AUGUCAGACAACAUGGGUGACAAGAUGGAGCCCUGUAGGACACCACAGGUCAAUUCCCAUGGCGCCGAACAGUGGCUCCCAAUUGUCACCGCUGGACACAGCCCCAUAGGUAGGAGCAGAAUCACUGCAAUGCAGUGCAGCGCAUGCUAAGUUUUAUGAGAGUGUCAUGAUUAUUCUGCUGUCUUUUGCCAUUCUUAUUGUUUUUCCGUUCCUUUUAUACACCACUUUGAUUCCUUUUAAUAGUAAGGUGGCUUAUAAAUGUUUUAAAUAAAGAGCCACGGAUACUGCAGAGAAGUGGCCAAAAUCAAAUAUUAAUACUUUUAAAACCUAAAAAAAAUAAAUGCAGCCCACUAUCCCAUUCCAUUCCAUUAAAUGGCCAUGUUGAUUUAUGAAUAAGAGAUGUGUUGCUAUAAAAGAGAAAGUGUAAGUGAAAUUUAAGUAAUCUGAGGCUCUCACAUAUCCCCUGAGAAUCUAAGUUUGGAAGUCAUGCUUAUUAUUGUUUAUUAAUCAUGUAUAGAGGCUGUCAGCAGCAUUCUUAGGAAAGGUCAUUACUGCACAGAUAGUGAAGGGGGGGAGGGUCUCUGAGUCUGUGAGCCAAAAUGAUAGGACCAUAUUUGUGUAUGGCUUGGAUUUAGUGAAUUAUGGCUAGCCUAGUGAAUACAGUAUCAAGGCUGUUUUUAAGUUGGCAAACGUGGCAGACCUGUGCAGUACGUCACCGAUUUGUCAGAAAUAUUCUUCGAACCACCACAGACCAGCAGCAUGGAGACAAUCAGCCAGGCCAAAUUUUGAGCUGGAAAUUCACCAUUUCACUAUCCUCAAAUUAUCCAGAUGAUCACCAAGGUUCAUAGACAUGUACCAACCCCCACCCCACCUGUAGGAUUUUUUAUUAGUAUUAUCAUUCAUUGCAAUUGGUGGGUUACUUCUUUUUUAUAUAACAAAAAGUAACCCAAAGCAACUCACAAAAAUAGCACAAAGGUUGGAAUGCAUAUAAAAACCAAAACAAACUGAAAACCCCAAAACACGGCAUUCUUGGCAGUGGUGCUCUCCCUGUGGAAUGCCCUCCCUUCAGAUGUUAAGGAGAUAAAGAACUACACAACUUUUAGAAGACAUCUGAAGGCAUCCCUGUAUAGGGAAGUUUUUAAUGUUUGAUGUUUUAUAUGUGCUGGAAGCCCCCCCAGAGUGGCUGGGUACAAAUAAUAAAAUUAUUAUUAAUUGUUAUUACUAAAAAGGCAGGUCAAAUGCAUCCCAGCUGCUGAAAGGAGGCCACAAAAAUCUAAAACCCUCCAGUUUAAGGGAUGAAAGCCUAGGUAAAAAGAAAGAUUUUUGCCAGCUGAUAGUGGUGGCGCCAGGAAUGCCUCCCUGGGGAGAGCAUUUCAUAAGAAGGGCUCAUUCUCAUGUUGCCAGCCUCCGAACCACCCUUGGAGGGGGCAUGGAAAGAAGGCCCUCAGGUGCUGAAUGUAUCUUCAGUUUCCAAAGCAGUGCUGUUUAUUCAAACUGCAGAUUAGUUCAGGCGAUUGCUGCAAAUGCAUUCAAAUGUAUGAGAUUUUGCUCUGCUGUAGGGCAUUGUUUCAAGAGUCAUGCAAGUUGUUUUUGAGGCCUGUAGACUUACUUUGGGGGCAGUGGAUGAUAUAGAUCUCACGUUCCGCAGCACCCAAACCAAGUAUAGUCAGUUUGCAUUGCACUGACUUGUGUUACACAACCAGGUACUAAAUAACAUCCCCUGAGUUCAUAUUAGUUCACAGCCAUUUGGAAAGAUUACUACUCUCAAUCUGGUGGUCACUACUUAAGCAAUGUUUAAUAAUUAGUUCCAGGAAAUGUGUUAAAUGGACACAUGUAUUUAUAACUUACAUAACACAUUGGGCAUUUCAAAAAUUAGGGCAGCUCAACAAGGAGAGGCAGAGAGAGAGAGAGACUCUUUUAACACAACCUAGUUACUUCAUUUCCUUUCCUUUCCACUGCUGGCAACCUGUCAUGAUUGGAUUGCAAAAUAUAUUUGCACGUUAAGAGUCAAACCGGUCCCCACAAUAAUAGGAGUAAAAUGCUGAAGUAUUAGCAGGCACCAGCCUUUAUUGUUAGCAAAUAGUAAAAUGCUCAUCACGAUGGUGGUCAGUGUGUUAAGUGGUUUUCUGGGGACAGGACUGCUAACCACAGUUCAUAGGAUGCUUCAAAUCCAUGUAAAUAUUCAUGCAAACAUUUCAUAGGAUGCAGAGCAAAUCAGACGCUGGCAUCGUUUGGAUUCUGGUGCACCAUUUUUAUUUCAGCAAGCAUUUCCGGAACAUUCUUUUUUAUCUGGCCACUUUUAAUACUCUGCUUUAUUUUAUGACGUAUGUUGUUUUGUAUUUUAUUUUGUUGUAAGUUUCUUAGAGAUUUAUGGUUAUAGGUGAUUCAUAAGUAAGUGUCUGCUCGCCCUGUGCAAAAUUGGCUGUGCAUUCAUGCUCACUUGUGCACACACACAAACCCUUGUCAGCAAAGGCAAGAUAGGUUUUUGCUUUCAUUUCAUGUGCAUCAUGCCUGUGAGUAGUAGUAUUAUGAACAGCAUCAUCGACUUAUUAAUUUCCUUGUAAAUAGCCAUCUCAAGGAGAUUUACACAUAAGAUAACUAAAAGCAGUUAACAUAGUGUCUUUAUAUGCACUAUGGGGCAUGACACUGUCAUCACAGCAGUGACCCAUGUUCCUUAAAAGUGGGGAUUAAUGUCUAUUAGACAUGAACAUCUGUGUUAGGAGGCAGCACGCCACUGAAUCAUAGUUGCUGGGAAGGAAAGGCAAGAGGAGUCUAUUGCCUUCAUGCUGUGUUUGUGGGUUUCCCAGGAACCUGAACUAUAGAAGUGAAUGGUUGCUAUUGUAUUUCCUAUGGGGGAAAAUGAAAGGAUGUAAUGGAAGACAUAAGUGGGGAGGGGGCUAAACCUGCCCUGUAGUGAUGAUCCCAGUUACUCUAGCAUCUGAGAAUUGUGCUUAUUCCCAUUUUGGAUAGCCUCAUCUAUCUGCCUGAUCAUCCCCCAUGUUAUUUUUCUUAUAGUGUGAUGUAAUCUGAGGAAUAUAAAAAAAGAAUGUGGCUGAUGUUAAGUCUUUUGGCUAUUUUAACCAUUUCCCUUAUUGCCUUGAUGCAAGAGACAGACAGACAGCUAGAUAGAUAUGGUAUGAUCUGUCAGGUGACCAGAGAGAUGCUAACUGGCAUGCUAUGUUGUGUCCGUUUCGCCCACAAAGGAAAGAAGAAUUCGCUUCUGCUGCAAAAAUUCCAAAAAGAUCUCAAUACUGGUGUCUUCAACAACCAGGAGAGCGAAAUUUUGAAACAAAUAGUGAAACACGACCGGGAGAUGGUGCAGGCAGUCGGGACGGCAAAUCUGCAGCAAAUGCCAGCCCUGAAUUCGAGUCCUUUGACCACUGCCCCCUCGAUGCAGAUGAGGACUCAAUCCCCGCCUGUGUAUUCUGUGAUGAGCCUGAAUUCUCCAACGCCGAGCACACAGACGCCUCAGCAAGCUACCGUUUUCUCCCCCUGCUCCUACCCUUCCGCAGUCUGCAGCCCACCGGUACAAAGCCCUUUAGCCGGCCGAACUUUUCAGUAUGCAACGCCUACAGCUUCACAGUUGUCGCUGCUGCAGCAGCAGCAACAGCAGCAACUGCAGCAGCAGCAACAGCAACAGCAGCAGCAGCAAAUGCCUAGUGGGUCACAGAAGAGUGAUAUCCACAAGAGUACGCAAGCUCUUCACAAUGCUAGUCUGACGAGAGAGGUGAGACCCCUCUCUGCCUCUCAGCCUUCAUUACCCCACGAGGUUUCCACUAUGAUUUCUAGACCUCACCCGACAGUGGGAGAAUCUUUAGCCUCCAUUCCACAGCCCGUCUCCAGUUUCCAAAGCACAGGCAUCCAGGCUGGGAGCAAAGGCACUGUCCCCCAAAGAGUGGCCCUCUUCCGCCAGAUGUCUUCAGGAGCAAUUCCACCUACGCGAGGGCCCACGCCACCAGCUGCCACGCUGCAAAGGGAUUCUUCCGCAGUCUUAAGCACGGAACUAGAGGGCGAUAAACCACGGUUUGCUUCAAACUUAUGA
This is a messenger RNA of Podarcis lilfordi (Lilford's wall lizard), 4042 nucleotides long. The record is from the annotation of a GenBank genome assembly. NCBI's taxonomy places the organism in Eukaryota, Metazoa, Chordata, Lepidosauria, Squamata, Lacertidae.